AUGCCGUCCAAUUAUUCCUCUUCCACCUUCGACGAGCUCAAAUGGGUCAUUCAAAUUCGUCGAACCCUCGAAGAAGAACAAGAGGACGAUGAGGACUAUGGAAUUCCAGUAGCAAUCUUCAAGGUCCCCAAAUUGUUAAUGGAAUCCGAUCCACAUUCCUACAUUCCACAAUUGGUUGCCUUGGGACCUUACCAUUGUUGGCGACCGGAGCUCCAUGAUAUGGUGAGACUCAAGCUCUCUGCUGCAAAAAGAGCUAAGAAAUUCAGCUCUACAAACCUCCAAUUUCAUGAUCUCGUCGAACAAUUGUUGAAGCUCGAGCAGAAUAUCCGGGCGUGUUACCAUGGUUACUUGGAUCUUAAUGGCGAAACUUUAGCCUGGAUGAUGGCCAUUGACGCAUCUUUCUUGCUCGAGUUUCUCCAUGUCUAUGCCGGCAAAUUCGAGAUUCUCCAGCGAGUUCCUUCGAGAAUGUCGCAUUUGAUGGAUCACGCUGGGACGAAGCCGGCACAUAAUGCGGUUCUUAGAGAUAUAAUCAUGCUUGAAAAUCAGAUUCCGUUGUUUGUAUUGAGGAAGAUGAUGGAAUUCCAAUUCGAGUCCUCUCAACAAUCUGAUGAGAUUUUGCUCUCCAUGAUGAUCGGUUUAUUCACAGAGCUUUCUCCAUUCAACACUACGGAUGGAAUUCCAGAGAUUCAAAUUUCAGAUUGCGCUCACUUGCUAGACUUUUUAUACCAAAUGAUCGCUCCUAAAUCGAAAGAAGCAUCAGAAAUCAACGAAAUCCCAAACGAAAUCGAACAAUCUCCACAAAUUUCAUACAGAUUCAAGCAAUUCCUCAAACGCCUAAUUAGUUAUACAAAACGAGCGAUGCAAUCUCAACAUAUAAAGACGAUCGCUCGCCUACCAUGGACGAUUCUCUCCACAAUCCCUCCAUUCACAGUUUUAAAACAACCCGCUGAAAUUCUGUUCUUCAGAGAGCAACAAGAACCCAGAGAAGAACCAGAACCUCAAAACCUUAAAUCAAACGCAAAUAGACCGCCAUUAACGGAAGAAAUAGCAAUACCUUCAGUUUCGGAGCUCUCCAAAGCCGGAAUCCGCUUCUCACCCUCCCAUGGCGGAAUAUCAACGAUCACCUUCAACUCCCAAACCGGAACGCUGUACCUCCCAACCGCGAGGCUAGAUGUGAACACAGAAGCAACGCUGAGAAACCUAGUAGCAUACGAAGCGUCAAGCGGAAUAGGGGCGUUGGUAUUGACAAGAUACACGGAAUUGAUGAACGGAAUCGUGGAUUCCGAGGAGGAUGUGAGAUUGUUGAGAGAAGGAGGAGUGAUUGUGAAUCAUUUGAAGAGCGAUGAAGAGGGAGCUUGGAUGUGGAAUGGGAUGAGCAAAUCGAUCAGAUUGAGCAGAGUAAUGGAGUUAGAUAAGGUGAUUGAAGAGGUGAAUGAGUAUUACAAUGGAUUGUGGAGAGUGAAAAUGGGAAGAUUUGUGAAGGAAUAUAUAUACAGUUCUUGGCCUUUGAUUGCUUUAACGACGGUCGCUUGGUUUCUUUUCUUAAUCGCUCUCCAAGCCUUUUGCUCUUUGUUUGGUUGCUUUCGCGCCCUUCCUUCUAAGCGUUCUUGA
Molecule: messenger RNA, 1611 nt
Organism: Cucumis melo (muskmelon)
Lineage: Eukaryota; Viridiplantae; Streptophyta; Magnoliopsida; Cucurbitales; Cucurbitaceae
Product: putative UPF0481 protein At3g02645
Exons: 1
Coding region: 1-1611 (536 amino acids)
Source: RefSeq, a predicted model, not a curated record